Molecule: messenger RNA, 3615 nt
Organism: Perca fluviatilis (European perch)
Lineage: Eukaryota; Metazoa; Chordata; Actinopteri; Perciformes; Percidae
Gene: agps
Product: alkylglycerone phosphate synthase
Exons: 20
Coding region: 78-1970 (630 amino acids)
Biological process (GO): lipid biosynthetic process
Molecular function (GO): FAD binding; alkylglycerone-phosphate synthase activity
Source: RefSeq, a predicted model, not a curated record
GCAGCGCACUUUUCCUGUGCUGACCUCUGACAGCCGCUCAUGGAUCCGCUCCCUACCUUCACAAACACGGAAGCAGCAUGGCGUCCAACAGCAGCUCCGACAGGCAAAGAAUUGCACAGCAAAGACUGAGAAUAAUUGCCGGACAUUUACAGGGACCGGUGGACAGUGACUCGACAAUCCUAGCCGCGGAGUGCAAAGCCCAGGGCAGCAAAACAGAUGUCUCCAGUGAGAGGAAGACGGUGCCGAGGAGAAGGCAGGAGAUUUUGAAAUGGAACGGUUGGGGAUACAAUGAUACAAGAUUCCUCUUUAAUAAGAAAGGUCAAGCAGAAUUUACCGGUAAAAGGUAUAGACUAAGUGGUAUGAUCAUCCCUGCUCUGCAAAAUUGGUUUGAAGGCACGUUUGGAGCCAGUAUGCAGCAUAAAUCUCCAGCAAUGCCCAUUUUGACUAGCAGUGCUGUACAGCCUCCCACUCUUAAUGAGGCCUUCGUGGAUGAACUGAAAUCCACAGGUAUUCCCUUCUCUCAUGAUGCAGAGGACCGGGUGUUUCGUGGCCAUGGCCAUUGCUUACACGAGGUCUUUGCUCUGCGAGAGGGGAAAGUUGGUCGUGUUCCAGAUAUAGUGGUAUGGCCAAAUUGUCACAAUGAUGUAGUGAAAAUUGUGGAACUGGCAUGCAAACAUAAUGUUUGUUUGAUACCAUAUGGAGGAGGGACUAGCGUCUCCAGUGCCCUAGAGUGCCCCCCAGAGGAAACUCGCUGCAUUGUCUCUCUGGAUACCUCACAGAUGAACCGCAUCCUGUGGAUUGACGAGAAAAAUUUAACCGCCCAUGUGGAAGCUGGCAUUGUCGGUCAGGAAUUAGAAAGAUUGCUUAAUGAGAGCGGCUACUGUACUGGGCAUGAGCCAGACUCCAUGGAGUUCAGCUCCCUGGGGGGCUGGGUAGCAACCAGAGCAUCAGGCAUGAAGAAGAACAUCUAUGGCAACAUUGAGGACCUGGUUGUCCACGUAAAGAUGGUGACCCCACAAGGAGUGAUUGAAAAGGGCUGUCAGUGCCCGCGCAUGUCCACGGGGCCAGACAUUCACCACUUCAUCAUGGGCUCAGAAGGAACCCUGGGUGUGGUUACUGAGGUAACGAUGAAGAUUCGUCCCAUGCCGGAGUAUCAGAAAUACGGCUCAGUGGUAUUCCCUAAUUUUGAGCAGGGAGUUGCCUGUCUCCGAGAGGUUGCCAAACAGAGGUGUGCACCUGCAUCUAUACGGCUCAUGGAUAAUGAACAAUUUAAAUUUGGUCAUGCCCUGAAGCCUCAAGUAUCCUCAAUUUUCACAUCCUUUCUGGACGGGUUGAAGAAAUUUUACAUCACCAAGUUCAAAGGGUUCGACCCCGACCGCUUGUGUGUGGCCACCCUACUGUUUGAGGGAGACCGUGAGAAGGUCCUGCAGCAUGAGAAGCAAGUUUAUGACAUUGCUGCAAAAUUUGGGGGGCUGGCAGCUGGAGAGGACAAUGGGCAGAGGGGCUACAUGUUGACCUUCGUCAUCGCUUACCUCCGGGACUUGGGGAUGGACUACUAUGUGAUCGGGGAGUCCUUUGAAACCUCUGUGCCUUGGGACAGGGUGUUGGACAUUUGCCGGAACGUAAAGGCACGCAUCAUUCAAGAGUGUAAAGACAAAGGAGUGCAGUUUUCACCGUUAUCCACAUGCAGGGUGACUCAGACAUACGACGCUGGUGCCUGUGUCUACUUCUACUUUGCCUUUAACUACAGGGGACUCAGUGAUCCAGUGCACGUGUAUGAACAAGUGGAGCAUGCAGCUAGAGAGGAGAUCCUUGCCAAUGGAGGGAGCUUGUCACAUCACCAUGGAGUGGGGAAACUUCGGAAGGAGUGGAUGAGAGAGACCAUCUCGGAUGUCGGCAUGGGGAUGCUUAAGUCUGUCAAGAACUACGUGGACCCCAAAAACAUCUUCGGCAACAGGAACCUCAUCUAAUUUCCCGCUCACCUUAAUCUCACCUUUUUCUAAAAAGCAUCUUGUGCAUUUUGGAUUAAUAGAUACUAAAUGUGAAUUGAAAAUGGACAGAGAUGUUGUCUUUUUCAUCAAAAGUGUCAUUCGGUGCCAUCUAAAUAUUCACCCAAACCUUUUCUUUUACUUUAAUUUGCACUUAAUAUGCUGUAACAAUCAUUGUCACUCACGGUGAAGCUCAUUUUUGCUGUUGUUGUUGGAGCUACGGCCAUGAUGCAACCAGACAUAAUGCAACAAAAUCUUGAUUUUUGUCAUAUUUUCUUAUGUUUAACCAUUUCCUAAAUAUCCUUGCCAACAUGGUUAAUUCAUCGGUUUUACUUUCUGUGUGUGUGUGUGUGUGUGUGUGUGUGUGUGUGUGUGUGUGUGUGUGUGUGUGUGUGUGUGUGUGUGUGUGUGUGUGUGUGUGUGUGUGUGUGUGUGUGUGUGUGUGUGUGUGUGUGUGUGUGUGUGUGUGUGUGUGUGUGUGGGCACUUCUUUGGGGUUAGUUCUAGAUGAAUGCGCUCUGUGCCUUUUCUAAAGCUUAUGUCUGCCUUCCCCCCCCCCCUCCUACUAAACACUCUGCUGGUGUACACUGAGUCCCUUUGUGAAGAGAACAGAACUUGGACAUGUUUCCUCUGUCUUCAUCCUUCACUUGCCCUCAUGCCUGUUGUACUGACCUAUUGCCAUAAGAGACUUUUUCUGGACUGACUGCAUGUGUGCGUGUGUGCCUCUGCCCCACCAAAUUUUAACAAGCACCCCCUCCUCCCCCCUCCCCCUCCUAGUAGUACAGUAUGAUUAUACAGAGAGAAAUUACUUGUGUGUUUAGUUUUUUGUACUGAAAGUGUUUAUCUUACAUGGUUUGUUACUAAGAAAGUGAAGUGGGGGGAAAAAAAAGCCAUUGCGUUUUUUCGAUCACGCCUGCUUCAAUGUGACCGCGCUCGCAAUGUAAGCCCUAUAGAUCCCGGUGCUCACGUCCAACCAAAGACUCAACACAUCAGAUCAUGCAAACAUACCAUAAACAUAUGUUUGACAAUGUGACCUUCACACACAUUUACUUACUUCGUGCAAAGCUAAACUAUAUUUUUGAAUCAACAUAUGCAACGAUAACCCUUCUGAGAGCUGUAAAAUGUAGAUAUUUGUUACUGUUACAUGUCCUAAAACUUUCUACAUCAUGUUUCUUAUGUUAAAGACACUGUAUUGAAUUAUUUCUGCUUUAUAGAUUUUUUUUUUCCCUGAAAGUUUCCCUUGUUAAUCUGUAGUGUGUAAAGGUUUUUUUGAACGGAUACUGUAAUGUACCAAAAUUUGGUACCAGACUUGUUCCAUUGUCACCAUUGAUUUUGAAGCAAAGUAAAGCUUUAAGAAAGCUGUUUGCUGAUGAAUCUUGCCUUUUUUACCUUCUUAUCUGUGGUUCACAUUUUCCUCGACCACCUUGUCCUUUUUUAAUUCAUAUUUCCCCAAAAUAAAAGAACUUAUUAGGGACCCAUCAUGUGACAUUUUACCUCGGUGUCAAAAAUGUGCGAGAGCUUUUGAACGUUAUGGAUGUACCUUUUUUGUUAUUUUCCACUUCUCUUAACAACGUAACAUCCGAGUACAUUGUGUCUGUUUGUGCAAUAAAUUGAACUAAAAAACCCCA